Messenger RNA from Rhagoletis zephyria (snowberry fruit fly), 341 nucleotides. Its product is annotated as neuropeptide-like 4. NCBI's taxonomy places the organism in Eukaryota, Metazoa, Arthropoda, Insecta, Diptera, Tephritidae. The record is from RefSeq and is a predicted model, not a curated record.
AUGAUGAAAUUGUUCCUUCUCGUUAUUGCCGCUCUCUUCGCUGUGGCGAUGGCUGUGCCCACACCUGUAGCCGGACCCAAUCCCGAGCCCAAUCCACAAUGGGUUUAUGGCGGUUACCCAGCUGUUGCCUCAUAUCCAUACGUGUACUACGGUUAGGAUGAAGAGAAAGCGGACUUUCGAUUCUUCUUCUUGUUAACUUUGACUCGGUUAUGGCUUUGGUACAAGGAUUUCUCGGCAUGACAAUUUCAAAUAUGGAUGUAAAAGCAGUGUUUUAAAUUAAGGGUGUCGCGGGUUUUAUAGUUUUUUGUUUUUUUUAUAAAUAUUUUGUUAAUAAAAAUUAA